Molecule: messenger RNA, 7956 nt
Organism: Orussus abietinus
Lineage: Eukaryota; Metazoa; Arthropoda; Insecta; Hymenoptera; Orussidae
Product: mucin-17
Exons: 19
Coding region: 79-7956 (2625 amino acids)
Biological process (GO): chitin catabolic process; carbohydrate metabolic process
Cellular component (GO): extracellular region
Molecular function (GO): chitin binding; chitinase activity
Source: RefSeq, a predicted model, not a curated record
CCUUAGUCCGUUAUCAGUGGCCGCGAGAAAAAGGACCUCGAUAUGUGCCGAAUUUGAGGAUACCAGGGUGCUACCGAGAUGGAUCGAAAGGUGCUCAUCGUCCCCAGGAUUUUCACUUUGAUCGUCUUGCUUUUGGCGCUUCGAUAUGGUUCCGCGGAACGCAGAGUCGUGUGUUACUACACGAACUGGUCCGUCUACAGACCGGGAACCGCGAAAUUCUCGCCCCAGAAUAUCAAUCCUUAUCUCUGCACCCACCUCAUCUAUGCCUUCGGAGGAUUCACCAAGGAUAACACCCUGAAGCCUUUCGACAAGUACCAGGACAUCGAAAAGGGCGGCUACGCGAAGUUCAAUGGCCUGAAGUCGUACAACAAGGACCUGAAGACCAUGUUGGCGAUCGGUGGGUGGAACGAGGGGUCCAGCAGGUUCUCGCCCAUGGUGGCCGAGCCCAGAAGACGCAGAGAGUUCGUCAAAAACGCCGUCAAGUUCCUCAGGCAGAAUCACUUCGACGGCCUCGACCUCGACUGGGAGUACCCUGCCUUCAGGGACGGCGGGAAGCCACGAGACAAGGACAACUACGCCGACCUCGUCGAGGAGCUGAGAGAAGAGUUCGAGCGGGAAAACUCGAAGACGGGCCGACCGCGACUUCAGCUAUCGAUGGCGGUCCCGGCAGGGGUGGAAUAUCUGGAAAAGGGCUACGAUAUUCCUCGAUUAAACGACCAUUUGGAUUUCUUCAACGUCCUGUCUUAUGACUACCACUCGGCUUUCGAACCUGCCGUCAACCACCAUGCUCCGCUAUUGCCCCUGGAAGAAGACAACGAGUACAACUACGACAGCGAACUUACCAUAGAUCACUCGGUAAAUUAUUUGCUGAAGAACGGAGCCUCUCCCGAAAAAAUAGUCCUGGGCAUCCCGACUUAUGGACGCUCCUACACCCUCUACAACGACGAGUCGACCGAUCUUGGCUCGCCGGCCGAUGGUCCAGGGGUGGAGGGUGACGCCACCAGGGAAAAGGGCUACCUUGCUUAUUACGAGAUUUGCGAAAACGUCGGCAAUUCCGACGAUUGGGAGGUCGUGCAGCCGAAUCCAUCGGCCAUGGGGCCCUAUGCGUUCAAAGGAAACCAGUGGGUCGGCUACGACGACGAGGACAUCGUUAAGCUGAAGGCGAGAUACGUUAACGAGAGGAAUCUGGGCGGGAUCAUGUUCUGGUCCAUCGACAAUGACGACUUCAGAGGGAAAUGUCACGGUCGACCGUACCCCUUGAUCGAGGCUGCCAAGGAGGCCCUCAUGGCUGGAAACGACAAAUCUCCGCCGGCACGAAAGUCCAAACCCUCGGAAAACGGAAAGAAGACGGGAGGCCAGACCCUGAGGAGCGAGGUGCCCAGGAAGAUCCUGACGAGCAAUCGCAGGACCACCACCGCGAUCCCCACCAUAAAGCGACGAAUCGGUUCCUCCAGAUCGCGCCCAGAGGCCCGGGACGACGUCGAGGAGGACGACGAACAGAUCCCCCGAUUCAGGAAUUCUUUUCUGGACGACGAAGAGGAGUCCCUGCCUUCCCGAAAUGCCGUCAGGAAUGCCGACUCCGGUGAACAACCUAGGAGGACGAAAAAUGCCCGGAAUCGCGGAAGAUCCGGGGAGGAAAAUGGCAGACGGAAGCAGAGACGAAGGCAGCACGCCUCGAAGAAGCAAUCCUUAGACUCUGUCGGAGAGGAAUCGCUCAGCAAGAAGCUGACGACCCCGGAGCCGCCCACGACUCCGGACCCUGGAAGCGAUUUCAAGUGCGAGGACGAAGGAUUCUUCCCGCACCCCAGGGACUGCAAGAAGUACUUCUGGUGCCUGGACAGCGGUCCCAGUGGUCUUGGAAUCGUCGCCCACCAGUUCACCUGUCCCUCUGGUCUGGUCUUCAACAAGGCCGCCGACUCCUGCGACUACCCUAGGAACGUGAUCUGUCCGAAAGCGAAGAGCCAAGGAAAUCAGGGAAAUCUCGUGACGACUACCAGAGCUCCCAUCACGGCUGCCACCAGCAGGAACACGUACUUGUACAGCACGUCCCCGAAGACGACCACGGUGGAACCCGAAGAGGAGUACGAGUACUACGAGGACGAAGAGGAGGACGAGGAAGAAGACAAGGAGACCGAGAGGAGAGCGGAGAAGGAGAAGGGGAAGACCCCCUCGACCACUACCACGCCGAAAACUCUGCUCUACAAAACCAUAUCCAGGAGCAAACCGACCACCCAACUGCCGACCACUACCGCCAGCUUGGACGUCGGUCGAGCCCACGUGGAGCACCGAGGCGACCUCGACGAGGAGGAAGACCCGAGGGUCAUCAAGGAACUCAUCGACCUCAUCAAGAAAGCCGGUGGAAUCGAGCAACUGGAGAAGCAGCUUCUGCUCCAAGAAAGGAAUAGCGGAAGCCACUCGGAGAAAACCUCGCCGAGUGGUCGAGUGACCCCGCCGACGAUAAGCCGGAGUUUGUACGAGCGAGUUCUGAGUCGGCAGGCGAACAGGAAUCCCGGCUCUCUCCUCGGAGGGUCGACGACAUCGCCCUCCGCGUCCCCCCAGGAACAACGACAGGAAAGGAGGCAGAACUCCAGGAGGAACUUCGAGAACGGACCCGGAGGGGCGCAGUUCCAGGGCCUCGACGACCUCCCGGAAGUCAAGAGUCUCAGGAGGAGCAAGAAGCCGCAGUACGUGACCAUCGAGAGGCAGAGACCGUCCACGAGACCACCGGAGGAAGACGAGGACGAGGACGCCGAGGAAGACAGCGACGACGUGGCCUCUACGGAGGAAAGAGUGGUGAACGACAACCCCGAAGCUGCGUCAUCCCUAAAAAGGACGACUCCGAAUUACGUGAACAUUCGAAGAGGUCGACCCGGGGUCUCGAAAGAUGAAAACGACGUGGAAAAGGACGCGGAGAUCAACGUAGGGGGGCCGAGCGCUCGGCGAAUAAGGCCCGGAUCGGCCAAGAGCAACUGGGAGGAAGGCGAGCAGGCCGAGGAGAGCGUAAGAUCCGAUUCUCCGAACGGUCGAGCCGUUUACGAGGAGGAGCACCCCGCGAAGCCCAGCAGGUACAUCAACAUCCAGCGCUUCAGAAGCACGACCUCCAAGUCGAGCGAGAGCCAGGAGUCGCGGAAUCCUUUCUUAACGGCCACCCUGGCAUCCUCUUCGGGGUCGACGGAGUCCUACGCCCCGAUCCAAGAGACAACCCCCAGCUCCACUACUCCGCACACCGAAGUCACGACUUCGUCCGGCUCUUCGACGACUACGGAGGCCUCGGAGCCUGAAUCGGAGUCUCCGCUUUCCACUUCGACCUCCACCUUGCCGACUUUGACUUCCUCGGUCCCCUCGAGUCCUCCGACGCCGUCCGACGCCCCUGCCUCGACGUCUACGGUCGCGUCAGACUUCGGCCAGUCUACCUCGACUUCACCUCCCGCGACGACGGUCAGCCUGGUGCAGGAAUCCGCGACGGAGAUCCUGCUGACGACCCUGGCGGCUUCCGGCUCCGUCGAGGCGUUCACCAGAGGGACCACCGCGGCCGUGUCCCAGCCGAGGCCCUUCGGAUUCCCGCGCAGGAGUCGGCCGACCCUAACCUCGGCCUCGUCAACGGAGGCCACGACCCCGGUCCCUCCCGCGACUCCGGCCCGGCCCAAGGUGAGUACCCCGACGCGGACGAUAUCGCGGCCCUCGCAAGUCAGAGGUCGAGGGAGGUCGAGGGCAACGGACCCCGUUCCUGGGCCCGACCCCGAAGACGAGGACGCGACCCCCUCCGGCAGGAGCGACCGUAGGCCCGCGAGAGGACGAGGGGCCGCUCAGGAUCGGGAAUCCCAAGAGGAUGGUAGGUCCAGGAGCCCCGGCGGGUCCAGAGGGUCAGGCAGGUACGCGCCUCCCUCUUCGAAUCCGGGAGCCGAACGAAGGACCUCGGGGUCCAGGACCAGGACCAGGGGUCGGGUCGAUUCCGAUACCAGCUCUACCACGACUUCUCCUACGAGACCACCUGCCGACACCUCGGAGGGCCCCGGAGCGCGCUACAAGAGGCCAUUCUUCAGGACCACCCAGUCUGGACGCGGAAGCGACCCCGAGGACAGCCGCGUCUUCAGGAUCCGUCAGGAUACCUCGAGGCUGGCGACUCAGCCCGAAGCCAGGGUCAGGGGGCGAAGCAACCAGGCUCGAGGACCCAAGGUCGAGGGAGCCGGCUUCUCCAACAUCAGGAUCAUCGGCAGGACCUCGUCCGAGAGGGGAGACCUCGGAGACGGCACUAGAGGAACGGAGCUCCCUUUUCUGGACGCCGGGUUGUCGUCCUCGGUGACCAGCCCCUACGAAGUCACGCAGUCUACUCGGAACUCCAGGGACCUGGUCAACGAGGAGACUACAGUGGACUCCUCGAAGACGUCGACUCUCCAGGAAACGACCGGAGACGCGGGAAUUAAUUCGGGAACCGUGACUCCUCGAAUUCUCCAGGAUACCACCUUUUCGUCCUCGGGAACCGAUCCCGUAACGUAUAGCGGAGAAGAGGAGAUCGCCGCUAGCGAAGCGACGGCUCAGGACGCGGAGUCUACCACGGAAUAUUCGAUCGAUACUACGAAAUUCAUCCUGAACGUUGCAGAAGGGAUCGUGGAAACGACGGAAGCGUAUCGCGGAACGCGAGAUCCUGGAACCAUUGCCGAGAAUACCACGGAGAAUGCCGAGGACGUGGAGUCGAGAACGAGGGUGUCCUCGAUGGUCUCUUCGGGGUUGCCGGUCGACGACUCUUCGGCGGAGACCACCAGAUUCGUCCCCGAUUUUGCGGGGACCACCAAACCCGUGGAUUCCGUCUCGACGAGUGCGAAAGGAUCGGAGGACGCAAAUUCAUCCACAACGGAGGAUCCGACCGGCAACUCGAAGAGCGAGAACCACAGGAUCAGGAAAAAGGUCCUGAAGAGAAAGAGACCUCUCGCGGAGCCCUCGACCGCGACUUCGGUUCUCCCGGAGGACGCUCAUCAGGAUUCGAAGACCUUCAGGAGGCGAAAGGUGGUUCGAAGACUUCGUCCACUUCCCGAAGAGACGCCGACGACCCCGAUUUCUCGAUCAACGGACGCGGAACGUCGAUCCACCCUGGCGGUUUCUGAAUCCACCGCAACCGGUUCCAUAACGGACUUCGAAGCUUCGGAGACGAGCGGGUUACAUGGCGUCCCCGAAGAUGCAAAAAGUUCUUCUCUUCCGGUACAACCCGGAGACGACAGAUUUCUGGACAACACCAUCCUCCAGUCACCCCUUGUAACGACGGAGACCACGGUGGAGGAAAGCACGAUCCAGCCGAGUGCCCCCCCUGAUGAGACCACCGUCAUCGACGGCUAUUCCACUUCCCUUCCGGGCGCUUACCACGAGGAGACCACCGAGACUUCCGAGGACAACACGGUCGUAGGGACCACGGAUUUUAAUUCUUUACCGACGACGACGACGACGACGACGACGAUUUCUCCCGUCUCUUCGUCACCUUCGAGGAGAACCUACCAUGCUUCGAGUACGACCGAGUACGGUUCUCGACUGGUCAGGAAGUUCGUCAGAAAGCGACCCUUGACAACAUCCACGUUUUCGGUGACCGAGAGUUCAAAGCGAUUUUUGUACACUAGAUCCCAAACUCGAGUCCAACCCGAAAGCGACAACGUCGAGGCUCUUUCCAAGCGAAGGAGAAACCUCUUCGUCAGGAGACGCCCGGUCAUCUCGACGAGCUCGACAACGGAGGACAACGUCGACGAAGAGGAGGCCGACGGGCUGGAAAGCGCCAACGACAGCGCCGUGACGGAGACUCCCUUCUAUUUCCCCAGCACGACCGGAAACGCCAACCGGAUCGAUCACGAUGUCCUUUUCGGGGUCGACACCAAGGAGACCGACACGGCAGCGUUCUGGAAGCGCUUCACGACGACCGCGACGACCUGGUCCCCGAUUUCGAGUUCUCAGCCAGCGGUAGACUGGAGAGGAAAAACCGAAGUCGACUCGGACGCGAGAAGAGAGGAAGCCCUUCGUCUCUUGGGAGAGAGCGACGAAGAGGACGUCGAGGAGCCGGAAGACGGGGAGGAGAACGAGGAGAGUCGACCAGCGAUCUCUAAUUACUACAAGCCGGAAACGAGGCCGAGGUUCCGGGUACCGGAAUCAUUGAAGAGGAUGGAGGAGGCGACCCGGAAGAGCGCCAUCGUCGUGGAUUCCCUGGUGGGAGAGUCGAAGGACUCCGUCGACGUGGAAGCCGACGGAGGGGAGAGCACCACCCCGCAGAGCUACAACAGGUCGUACGCCAGGAACCGUCUUCAUCCUGCCAGCUCGACCGAGUCCGUCCCGAAGGAGACCCUGAUCCCCGCGAAGAGGUUCGACUUCGCCGCGGACGCGAAGAUCAGGAAACAGCAGUCCUUGCGCACGACGACGCCGAGACCCUCCGAAAAGGACCCCGAAGAGGAGGUCCAAGAGGCCACCGGCAGCCUGCCGGAAACGGAGACCACGACGCCGGCGUCCCGAGUCCACCCCGAGGUAACCAGACUCGUGACCUCCAUAGCGGAGUCCGGGACCACCGAGAGGCAGAAGAUCCUCAUCAGGACGAAGUACUCUUCUUCGACCUCGAAGGUCCCUGUCCUGGUUCCUCAGGAACGACCGGGACCCGCGACGGAAAGGUCCGGCGAGGAGCGGGGGGACGUCGACGAGUUCUCCAACGAGAUCAGGCACAAGGACACCACCGAGAGCAACCCGGAGUGGUCGACCUUGCCCAUCGAGAGCGAAUUCGCGCGUUCUCCGGACGGCAGGUUCACCACGGAGCCGGCGGCCGAGUCGUCGACCAUCGAGAUCGAGUCCGUCUUCAACAACCUCGUCGCGGGCGGCAGGCAGACCGGGAAUAAGAGAGAAGAGCGCCUCGGUGGGGUGGAUACCGUUAGGCUACCGACCCUGAAGGAACUCCUCGGGUUGCAAACGGUCCCUACGCCGGAGUACUCGGCUUCGACCGGGUUUGCUGGAAUUUUCGGUGGACCGCCUCUCGGAGAAGUCGAGGAGAGGUCGACCGACAAAGAGAACCUUCAGGACCCGCUUCUGGUCGGGACCGGUACUCUCUACGUCUAUAAAGCUGGAAAAGGAACCAGGAAGGUCGACGACGGGCUCGAGAGAAAUAUCGUGAAAAGAAAGGACGACGGCUUCUACGAUCCCGCGGCUACCCCGAAGGCCUUUACGGUCAGAGGGAAGCUACCUACGAUAUUGACCGAGUCGGACGUCGUUCGCGGGUUUUACGUGACCAAAAGUCUGGUGGAAGGCUCCACCGAGGCCUCCUCUUCGCCCGAAACUACGACGCCCGGUAGUUUCGACGAAACUACGGAAGUUCGCGGAAAUGAACUCGACGUGCCCUCCGGGAAAGUUCCUUUUGAAAAAGAUUUUAGGGUUUCUCCCGUUAUUCCUAAAGACGGGUCAACUACCGACCGGGAAAUGCCCGAAACUACGACAGUGGAUUACGAUGAUUUAGCAGGAAGUACCGAGAAUUCUUGGGAAACUACGAAAGAAACUACCGAAUCCUUGCCCGAUCCGUCUUACAGAAAUACCGAACAAUCGAUAGACUCCGAUGACGAUGAUUCGAAAACGACGGACGUCGUACAAAUAACUACGGUGAACCUCUUCAAGCUCCCCAAUAUCAACCGGAAGCCGGGAACGUUGGUCCGACCCGACGGGACGUCCAACCCCAGGCCGACGUCCGGGACUAGCAGCUCGAUUUCGAUUUCAACUUCCUACAGCUUGGGUCCCGGCAGCAAUACCAUCCGCAGAAGGGCCCACCCCGAAGACUCGAGUCGGAGCGUCGAAGACGGGAUCACGGGCUACUCUCGGCUGGGAACGGAGGAAGAGCUGAGGAUCGACGCGGAGGACCAGAGCAGCAGAGCCCAGGAACUCGCGAUCACCCUGGCGGACCCUCCGGUCCCCGGGUCCUCGCCCUUUGCAGGUAGAUCACUUGGAAACUAG